AAGACCCGGAAGCGCCAAUAAUUCAAGAUGUCGCAGCUCUGAAUUACAAGGAAUUGAAUUCCAACGGUUUUCUUAUUUUUGUCGAUGAAUAAAAACACAAAAUGCAAAAUUACGACAAGAAAGAAGUGGGCUCAGCGCCCGGAGCCGUGCCCGAUUUCAGAGGGAAUGACGGGUCUCUUGUCUCUGUGCUCAAGACUCUAUUGUUUUUCACUAUUCUGAUGAUAACUCUACCCAUCGGACUGUAUUUUACAUCAAAGUCACUUCUCUUUGAAGCCACUUUGGGCUACUCCAGCAAUGACAGCUACUUCUACGCUGCCAUCCUUGCUGUGCUUGCCGUCCAUGUGGUUCUGGCGCUCUUCGUUUAUGUGGCAUGGAAUGAAGGAUCCCGCCAAUGGAGAGAGGGAAAACAGGAUUAACCUUAAAACUGGAAGGGAGAUGGAAAAAACACACAAGAACCAGAAUAUCCCACUGGAAGCAUUUUGUAUGCGUGUUUUUAAUGUUCUCCUCCAUAACUCAGAUGGAAGAUGCCCCGAUUUCUCCAUCUCAUAGUAUGGCGGAGAGGAAGGCUGGAAGUUGCUUCGAGAGGUGUUAAUCUGUGUGUUUGUGCUGGGCUUAUGUAGGGCAGAAGAGAGGACGUGCUGUUUUUACGAAUGUUCAUUGUUCCUGAAGUGUUGUUUUUUUUUCUGCCCCAUUUCAGCCAUCUCCAAAUCAACAACCACAUUCACACCUUAGGAUUUCUGUAAGAUUUCCACGUCUUCCCUUGUGUUUUUUAUUACACAAACAUAGUGUGUAAGUAGUAUGUGUCAGUGUGAAGAUGAAUCAUCUGUGUUUGUUUUUGUGUCAAUUAAAGCUGUUCUCUGAAACAUUCAUUUUCUUCAUUCUUGCUGGAAAUUCAUGCCCUUGAUGCCCAAAGAGAAUUGCAUUUCUUUUAAGACUGUUUAUAAUUUAUAGAUCUUGACUGUUAGAUUGUUGUUCAGUUAAUAUCCUGUGUGGUGUUUAUUUUGGAUCAAUGUAGCCAAUAAAUCACUGUUUCAUCUGCCUUUGAAA
Molecule: messenger RNA, 1047 nt
Organism: Danio aesculapii
Lineage: Eukaryota; Metazoa; Chordata; Actinopteri; Cypriniformes; Danionidae
Gene: vma21
Product: vacuolar ATPase assembly factor VMA21
Exons: 3
Coding region: 102-416 (104 amino acids)
Biological process (GO): vacuolar proton-transporting V-type ATPase complex assembly
Cellular component (GO): endoplasmic reticulum membrane
Source: RefSeq, a predicted model, not a curated record